AUGGCUGCCUCCACUACCGCCACCACGACAACCCCCUCCACCAUGCUCCUCUCGCCCCAGCAACCACCGCGGGACCUCUCCCACCUCCGCGCCCUCGUCCCCGUUGCCACCCACCGCGACGCCUCCUCGGGCCAGGCGCACACCUACCUCAACGCGUCCUUCCAACCGCCCAUGAACCUCAUCGUCCGCUCCGCCAUCCAAUCCUUCCUCGACGAAGCCACCUUCAGCCCACACCCCAAGCCGACCUGGCAAUCCCGCGCCGAAGACCUCCGCGCACUGCUCGCCACCUACCUGCACGCGCCCUCCGCCUCCACCAUCGCCCUCACACGGGACACAACCGAGGGCCUAAACCUCAUCCAGCGCUCGCUCGCCCUCCAACCGGGCGACAACGUCCUCAUCCUCGACUCCGAGCACCCGAACCAAGCCUGCGGCUGGCUCGCGCUACGCGACACCAUCCCGGGCCUCGAGAUCCGCCAAAUCCCGACCACCGGCACCGCGCACGACUUCCACGCGACGGCCGCGACCUUCGCGCCGUACGUCGACGCGCGCACGCGCGCCGUCGGGCUGUCCAGCUGCAUGUUCCACUCGGGCCAGCGCAACGACGUGGCCGGGAUAAGCGCCGCGUUCCGGCCGCGCGGGAUACACGUGCUGGCGGACCUGACGCAGGAGGUGGGGUUCGGCGCCGUCGACGUGGGGGCGCUGGGCGUGUCGGCGGCGGCGUUUGGGUUGCACAAGGGGCUGGGGUGUCCGACGGGGCUGGGGGCGCUGUAUGUGGAUCCGGCUGUGCUCGGGGAGUUGAAGGGGACGCCGCCGAUUGUGGGGGCGGGUGGCGUGGCGAAUUUGAGGGCGGAUUUGACGGUGAGUGCGGUGGAGGGGUUGGUGUAUCAUGGGAGUGCGAGGCGGUUUGAGCAUUUGAAUGUUUCGCUGAUCGCGGUGCAUGCGGCGAGGGCGGCGUUAAGGUUUUUGCUGUAUGAUGUGGGUGUGGAGGAGCUGGAGGCGCAUUUGAGGGCGCUGGGGAGGCGGUUGAGGGAGGGUGCUGGGCGGUUGCGCGUGCCGGUGGUGGGCGAGGUGGAGGAGGAGAAGCGCGCUCCGCAGGCGACGGUGCUGGCGUUGAGGGAUGAGAGGUGGAUGGAGCUUUUGGAGCGGGAGAGAAUCAGGGUGUCGGCGUAUAGGCUAGGGGUCAGAGUCUCGGUUGGGUUUUACAACAACGAGGCCGAUAUCGAUCGUCUGUUGGAGGUGCUGGAGAUAGGUAAGGCGGCCGGUAUUCCUCUUUGUUGA
Messenger RNA from Lasiodiplodia theobromae, 1278 nucleotides. Its product is annotated as Aminotransferase class-V. The transcript has a single exon. Lineage: Eukaryota; Fungi; Ascomycota; Dothideomycetes; Botryosphaeriales; Botryosphaeriaceae. The record is from RefSeq and is a predicted model, not a curated record. Bases 1 to 1278 code for a protein of 425 amino acids.